Pezoporus flaviventris is the source of this 3882-nucleotide messenger RNA. It is a transcript of the gene PRDM1, whose product is annotated as PR/SET domain 1. Gene Ontology annotation, molecular function: RNA polymerase II cis-regulatory region sequence-specific DNA binding; histone deacetylase binding; DNA-binding transcription repressor activity, RNA polymerase II-specific. Gene Ontology annotation, biological process: regulation of transcription by RNA polymerase II; cell fate commitment. Gene Ontology annotation, cellular component: nucleus; cytoplasm. The transcript has 6 exons. The record is from RefSeq and is a predicted model, not a curated record. The coding region runs from base 640 to 3108 and encodes 822 amino acids. Lineage: Eukaryota; Metazoa; Chordata; Aves; Psittaciformes; Psittacidae.
UGUUGCAGUGCUUUGUGCAGGGCUGCUGCCGCUGCAGUGAUGCUGGCAGGAUGUCGGCUUUCUCAGCCUUCCAUGCCAAAGGAUAAGGGGACGUCAGGAGGAGGCGGGGGGGGGGGGGGGGGGGGGCAGGUUGUUUUGAAAGUUGUUUGUGUGUUGAAAGCCGGUGGGAAAGUUCAGGCUUCCCCAUUUGGAAGAGGCAAGGCUGGGUUCCGCUCUUCCAACAUGCGCUUUCCAUUUUUAGCUUCAUUCAGACGCAGACAGCAGCUCUUUUCCUCUUCCUCUCCUUGUUUGUGACACUUUUCUGAGGCAGCUUUUCCACAGGAGACUAAGUGGUCUCACGGCCAUGACCCCACAUUUUCUUCAGUAUGGAAUAUUCUUUUUCUCUCAGAGGCAUUAAGGAAAGGGUCUGAAAAAGGUAAAGCAAUUGCCAACCUAGGGUUUUUUUCUCUUUGUUUUUGUUCCCUCCUCAUUAUUACCGAGGCUGGCGUUUUAAGGCGCUGCUUCAGUCAGAGCAGCUUCGUUUACACUGCUUUUUGGCUAUUACUCAACUGUACCAACUAUCCUGCAUACGCUUUUAAAGUGUCACAGACUACUGUAUUAGUCACACUGUAUCAACGGAAACCACAACACUGAAGGACAAUGAGGAUUAAAGGCUGUUUUCUUUUUUUCCAGGCUGCUACACAGUGUAGCUCGGACGCUGUGAGUUUCAAGAAUCUGGUGAAAGGGAGAGAGUGGACAAUGAAAAUGGACAUGGAGGAUGCUGACAUGACUCUGUGGACGGAAGCGGAUUUUGAAGAGAAGUGCACAUACAUUGUAAACGAUCACCCGUUGGAUCCCAGUGCCGAUGGAGGCACCCUAACUCAGGCAGAGGCUUCCUUGCCAAGGAACUUGACUUUCAAAUACGCAUCUAACUGCAAAGAGGUCACCGGAGUUAUAAGCAAAGAGUACAUCCCAAAAGGAACACGCUUUGGACCCCUUGUAGGAGAGAUCUACACCAGCGAUACAGUUCCCAAGAAUGCAAACAGAAAAUACUUUUGGCGGAUAUAUUCAAGUGGUGAGCUUCACCACUUUAUUGAUGGAUUUAAUGAGGACAAGAGCAACUGGAUGCGUUAUGUAAACCCUGGCUACUCUGUUCAGGAACAGAACUUGGCUGCUUGUCAGAAUGGAAUGAACAUCUACUUCUACACCAUCAAGCCCAUCCCUGCCAACCAAGAGCUGCUUGUGUGGUAUUGCAGAGACUUUGCAGAGAGGCUGCACUAUCCCUCCUCCAGAGAGCUGACAAUGAUGAACCUCACACAAACCAGCGUUAAUCCAAAGCAGCACAGUGCUGAUAAAGACGAGCUCUAUCAGAAAAGCAUCCCAAAGAAGGAGCACAGUGUGAAAGAAAUCCUGAAAAUGGAAUCCAGUCCUCCAAAAGGAAAAGAUUUCUUCCAGACCAACAUUUCACCAGUUACCCCAGAAAAAGACUUGGAUGAUUUGCAUAAGAACUAUAGCCCAGAGAGGUGUUUCUUCCCUCGAGUUGUCUACCCAAUCCGACCUCAUGUUCCAGAAGACUAUCUGAAAGCUUCCUUAGCAUACGGGAUGGACAGACCCAGCUACAUUACUCACUCACCCAUCCAGACAUCCACUACACCGAGUCCUUCUGGGAGGAGCAGCCCAGACCAAAGCUUAAAAAGUUCAAGCCCUCACAGCAGUCCAGGGGUCACGGUUUCGCCCCUGGCGCCCACUUCCCAAGAGCACAGAGAGCCGUACUCUUACUUGAAUGGAUCAUAUGGCUCGGAAGGAUUGGGGUCUUAUCCUGGAUAUGCACCCCCUGGCCACCUCCCACCUGCCUUUCUACCGUCCUAUAACCCCCACUACCCCAAAUUCCUGAUACCUCCAUUCAAUAUGAGCUGUAAUAACCUGAGCGCUUUGAACAAUAUCAAUGGCAUCAACAAUUUCAAUCUCUUCCCAAGGAUGUACCCUCUCUAUGGCAACCUGCUCAGUGGAGGUAGCCUUUCCCACCAUAUGCUGAACCCCACCACACUCCCCAGUUCAUUGCCCAGUGAAGGAGGCCGUCGAUUGCUGCAGCCUGAUCAUUCGAGAGACUUCCUCAUACCAGCACCUAACAGUGCCUUCUCUGUCACGGGCGCUGCUGCCAGCAUGAAGGACAAGCCAUGCAGCCCUACCAGCGGGUCACCCACAGCUGGUACAGCAGCCAGUUCAGAACACAUAAUGCAACCUAAACCUACCUCAGUGGUGUUGGCUGCCACCGGUGGUGAAGAAGCCAUGAAUCUCAUUAAAAGUAAGAGGAAUGUGACCGGUUACAAAACCCUCCCAUACCCACUGAAGAAGCAGAACGGAAAGAUCAAGUACGAAUGCAACGUUUGCUCGAAGACCUUUGGCCAGCUCUCCAAUCUGAAGGUGCACCUCCGAGUGCACAGCGGAGAGAGACCAUUUAAAUGCCAGACUUGCAAUAAAGGCUUCACACAGCUGGCUCACCUCCAGAAGCACUAUCUGGUACACACAGGAGAAAAACCCCACGAGUGUCAGGUUUGUCACAAGCGUUUCAGCAGCACCAGCAAUCUCAAAACCCACCUGCGGCUCCACUCUGGAGAGAAGCCUUACCAGUGCAAGCUCUGCCCAGCCAAAUUCACCCAGUUUGUGCACCUGAAGCUGCACAAGCGUCUUCACACCCGGGAACGUCCCCAUAAAUGCAUCCACUGCCACAAGAGCUACAUUCACCUCUGCAGCCUCCAGGUCCACCUGAAGGGCAACUGCCCUGUCGCCCCUGCCUCUGGCCUGUCCAUGGAGGAGCUGAAUCGAAUCAACGAGGAGAUAGAGAAGUUUGACAUCAGUGACAAUGCCGACAAGUUGGAAGAAGUGGAGGACAGUAUCGACUUAACAUCUAUCGUGGAAAAGGAUAUACUGACCAUGCUCAGGCGGGAAAUGGAAGGAGCUAAUCUGAAAGUGUCUCUACAGAGGAACCUGGGAAAUGGACUUAUCUCCUCAGGAUGCAACCUUUACGAGUCGUCAGAUAUGUCAAUUAUGAAGUUGCCUCACGGUCACCCACUACCUCUGUUACCUGUAAAGGUCAAGCAAGAAACAGUUGAACCAAUGGACCCUUAAGACUUUUCGGCAAAGUGAUUUCUUUUUUUAAUUUAUGACUUGGCAAGUCAGGGUGCCUGUAGCAGUUGCUUGUACAUAGUUUCAAUGCUGCAAAGCAAUCUUGGCUUACAGUAGUUUCUCUACUCUCUCCCACUGAAACAAGGAACUCCAAAGUUACUGUUUUCUCAGGGCAUAAAAAGGGGCAAAGGACUGUGCAUUGCCUCGCCAGUUAUUAAGAGACAAUCAUCUAUCCGUAAUUAUUUUUUCAAUAAUAGUACUUCAUAAUUUAUUAUGCAAUUAAUCGUUCUAAAAGCAAUAAUUAGGAAAAUGUUUACAAUGACUGGAAAAUUCAUUGUAAUUUUUACUUUAAAUGUUUUUAAUUUUUGUUUUAUGGCCAUUCUUUGUAGAUACUUUUUUUUUUUUUCCUGCACAUCUGUUUCAAGAACCUAAGAUUGGGGUUUCCGUAAAUGUGUUUUAUGUACCGAUGUCUUUUAAACAAAUGUGGUUUUUCCUGUUGCCAAAGUUGGACAUUAGACAUGCAGAAUCCUAGAUCUGUUGGUUUGAAAAAAACACUGUCUACUUUUAUGUGCAAAUCACCCCGCUGGGAAUUGGAAUGGGAAACAAAAAAAGAACCAACCCAGAGUAGGAGCAAGCAGGGACGAAAGUGCUGCCCCUGGCUCUCUGAGGAUAGGAGAGAGGUUCUUCUCCCUGCAGCUGUCCGGGGAGCAGAUGUGGCACAGCAAACACCCACCUGCCAUGGACAGUGAUCCCACAGGUUUUUAGGACACAGCUUUA